Molecule: messenger RNA, 1122 nt
Organism: Miscanthus lutarioriparius
Lineage: Eukaryota; Viridiplantae; Streptophyta; Magnoliopsida; Poales; Poaceae
Source: the annotation of a GenBank genome assembly
AUGAGCGACGGCAAGGACUCCCUCGACCUCUCCGCCCUCGGCGCCGCCAUCCCCAACUCGGCCGAGCUCAGCGCGGAGGACAAGGCUCACCUUGUGGCGUCGAUCAAGAACACGCUUGAGGGAUUGGCGUCGCGGCAUACCGACGUGCUCGAGAACCUCGAGCCCAAGGUCAGGAAGCGCGUCGAGAAGCUCAGGGAGAUCCAGGGCCAACACGAUGAACUUGAGGCAAAGUUUUUCGAGGAGAGAGCAGCUCUAGAAGCUAAGUAUCAGAAGUUGUAUGAACCACUUUACUCAAAGCGUUACGAAAUUGUCAAUGGUGUGGUCGAGGUUGAGGGUGUCACAGAAGAAAGUGCAGCUGAAACCCCUGCAGAACAAAAGAGUGGAGAUGAGACCUCUGCUGAGCAAAAAGAAGAAAAAGGUGUACCAGCUUUCUGGCUUAAUGCAAUGAAGAAUCAUGAAAUUCUGGCCGAGGAGAUCCAGGAGAGGGAUGAGGACGCUCUCAAGUACCUCAAGGACAUCAAGUGGUACAGGAUCAGCGAGCCAAAGGGCUUUAAGCUUGAAUUUCACUUUGAUACAAAUCCGUUCUUCAAGAAUUCAGUGCUUACAAAAACAUAUCACAUGAUUGAUGAGGAUGAACCAAUUCUGGAGAAAGCCAUUGGUACUGAAAUUGAAUGGUACCCUGGGAAGUGCUUGACACAAAAGGUGCUAAAAAAGAAGCCACGGAAGGGGUCAAAGAACACUAAACCUAUCACAAAAACUGAAGAUUGUGAGAGCUUCUUCAACUUCUUCAGUCCACCUCAAGUCCCUGAUGACGAUGAGGAAAUUGAUGAGGAUACAGCUGAACAGUUGCAGAACCAAAUGGAGCAAGAUUAUGAUAUUGGAUCUACCAUCAGAGACAAGAUUAUCCCACAUGCUGUCUCGUGGUUCACUGGAGAGGCUGCUCAAGAUGAGGACUUCGAAGUUAUGGAUGGUGAGGAUGACGAUGAUGACGAAGACGAUGACGAUGAAGACGAAGACGACGAGGAUGAAGAUAAUGAUGAUUAUGACACAAAGAAGACCAAGGGAAUUGCUGGAGGGGAAGGGCAGCAGGGAGAACGACCUGCAGAGUGCAAGCAGCAGUAA